AGGACGCCCUUUUCGCAUUUUUAAUACUAUCCUCGGAUGGCCCUAAGCCGCGGGUGAAUGGACCAAGAUCGUAAUCAAUCCUAUGAGUCCGAUAUUGGACCCACAGACCAUGAAGGAAUGUGUCUAGUUCUUCCUCGUUGAACUUGGCUUAAAGAAGCAUAAUAAUUGAAACAUCGCGGCUAAAUACCUACUACAUACUAUGACUUCGUACUUCCACUAAGGGAGGUAUUCUAAUUGUUUUUUCCCCAUACAUCAAUGAUGCCUUCUGCCUAUCAAGCACCAUCAGACCUGGAUACGGUCCUAAGAGACUCUUUUCGCUAUGGAUCCUCCUUGUUGGACCAAAGGCCCAAAUUCCAAAAAGGCGACAUCUAUCUUCUUGGAUAUCCCCUAAGACAUUCACUUGCACCGAUCCUCCACAAUAAACUAUUUUAUCUGAGAAAUGUACCAUGGACAUAUCAUGCCCUCGAGUCCAAGGAAAAGCAAGAUCUCCUGAAUCUUCUAUCUCAGCCGGUAUGCGUUGGCGCAGCAGUGACCAUGCCACACAAAGUCUCAUUUAUUCCACUAGUGGAUGAUAUGACCGAGGAGGCCAAGGGCAUCGGGGCAAUUAAUACCAUCUUUAUCCGUCUCGAUAAUUCCGGAAAACGCAAAUAUAUCGGCACAAAUACGGACACAAUCGGGGUCAGAGAAUCAUUCCUGCGCAAUUCUACACCAGAAGAACUGAAUAGAGGGAAGAGGUCUCCUGGGUUGGUCAUUGGGGCCGGUGGUGCUUGUCGAAGUGCCAUCUAUGCAUUGCACCAUUGGUUGCAAGUGGAUGAAAUCUACAUAGCAAACCGACUGCGAAGGGAAGUAGAGGACAUCAUGUCGUCGUUCGCCAAAGUCGGCUCCUUUAAGGCGAAGCUUCGGUUUGUCGGUUCUCUCGCUGAAGCCGAAAGCCUCCCAGCGCCGUUCUUUGUUGUCGGCACCGUCCCUGAUUUUCCACCGCAGACUGACGGCGAGAAAGUUGCUCGACAGUGCAUGGAGGCUUUAAUGACCAGGGCGGAUGGGAACCAAGGCGUUGUCUUGGAAAUGUGCUAUCAUCCAAGUAUCCGAACGUCAUUCACUGUCUUUGCGGAAAAUGCAGGAUGGAAGGUCAUUCCGGGUACAGAGCCUAUGAUAUGGCAAGGCAUUACGCAACAGGUUUUGUGGACAGAAAAUGGGAAACUACUGAAUGAAUUCGAGUACCAGAAGAUAGAGAAGGUUAUCGAGGUUGGACUAGCAGCUCACAAUCCUGCGGGACGAGGUACAAGGUCAUCUUUGUGAAGAGAGCCUGGGCUGGCGUUACAACCUGUGUUAAGAUAUGUCACAUGUUGAUAGAUACGUGUCCAUUUAUGCGAGAAGCACGG
This is a messenger RNA of Paecilomyces variotii, 1382 nucleotides long. RefSeq names its product putative quinate dehydrogenase. The transcript has a single exon. NCBI's taxonomy places the organism in Eukaryota, Fungi, Ascomycota, Eurotiomycetes, Eurotiales, Thermoascaceae. Gene Ontology annotation, molecular function: shikimate 3-dehydrogenase (NADP+) activity. Gene Ontology annotation, biological process: shikimate metabolic process; chorismate biosynthetic process. The coding region runs from base 256 to 1299 and encodes 347 amino acids. The record is from RefSeq and is a predicted model, not a curated record.